This is a messenger RNA of Triticum turgidum subsp. durum (durum wheat), 540 nucleotides long. NCBI's taxonomy places the organism in Eukaryota, Viridiplantae, Streptophyta, Magnoliopsida, Poales, Poaceae. The record is from the annotation of a GenBank genome assembly.
AUGGGGCAGGUCUGGGCGUCUCUGCAAGAGAAGCUCCAAGGGCGGCACUGGAAGGAGAGGCAGGUGCGGAAGAUCACCGACAGGGUGUUCGACCGGCUCACCGAGGAUACCCAGAAGCCCGAGAAGGACGCCCUCAAGUUCGAGGAGGUCUACAUCGCCGUCCUCUGCGUCUACAAGUACACAGCGGAAACGGGCCCUGACAUCAACAAGUACUUGCCGGGGCCGCACUACGACCCUCCGUCCAAGGAGAGGCUCAAGGAACUCAUGAAAGAGUUUGACAUCGACAUGAACGGUCUCCUGGAUCGCGAGGAGUUCGCGGAGUUCAUCCGGAAGCUGACCGCCGAGUCACUCUGCGCGAUCAGCCUCAAGCUGAUCAUCACGCUGGUCGCCGCCCCUGCGCUGGCGCUGGCGACCAAGAGGGCAACCGAGGGCGUCCCCGGCGUCGGCAAGGUAGUGCACAAGGUGCCCAAUGCCAUCUAUGCCGCCGCCAUCACCAUGGCUGCCGUGCUCAUCCAGAGAUCCGCCGAGGGCGUCGAGUAG